UGACUGCGCAUGCGCUGUGGGACGGCGAAGUCCUGCGCACGCGCGCCGGGAGGCCGGCUGUUCGUUUUUGUGAGGCGCCGCCGUACCUCAGGGCCGGCCUAGGCUUUGCCGGGGGUGUGUGGCAGGCCAGUGUAUCUUGCGGGUUGAGGGAGGCCGCCAGCUAGCCCGCCAGCCGGCCAGCUAACGGGAGCGUGCCGCUCCCGCCGGGUUUAGCCGUCAGGCCUCCCGGGACAGGACUUCUGGCCGCUGCCGCUGCGGGAAAGUCGUGGGGACUUGUCGGCGCGAGGACCUGCCAGGAUGAAGCUGGUGAGGAAGGACCUGGAAAAGGACAAUGCGGGACAGGUGACGCUGAUCCCUGAGGAGCCCGAGGACAUGUGGCACACCUACAACCUGCUGCAGGUGGGUGACAGCCUGAGGGCCUCCACCAUCCGGAAGGUGCAGACCGAGUCUUCCACGGGCAGCGUGGGCAGCAACCGCAUCCGUACCACCCUUACCCUCUGUGUGGAGGCCAUCGACUUUGACUCGCAGGCUUGCCAGCUGCGUGUCAAGGGCACUAACAUCCAAGAAAAUGAGUAUGUCAAGAUGGGGGCCUACCACACCAUCGAGCUGGAGCCCAACCGGCAGUUCACUUUGGCAAAGAAGCAGUGGGACAGCGUGGUAUUGGAGCGUAUCGAGCAGGCCUGCGACCCAGCGUGGAGCGCUGAUGUGGCAGCUGUGGUCAUGCAGGAGGGGUUGGCUAACGUCUGCCUGGUCACUCCAAGCAUGACGCUUACCCGUGCCAAGGUGGAGGUGAACAUCCCUCGCAAGCGGAAAGGGAACUGCAGUCAGCACGACCGAGCCCUGGAGAGGUUUUACGAGCAGGUGGUGCAAGCCAUCCAGCGGCAUAUCAACUUCGAGGUUGUGAAGUGUGUACUGGUGGCUAGCCCAGGCUUCGUGCGGGAGCAGUUUUGUGACUACAUGUUCCAGCAGGCAGUCAAGACUGACAACAAGCUUCUUCUGGAGAACAGGUCCAAGUUCUUACAGGUCCAUUCUUCCUCAGGACACAAAUACGCACUGAAGGAAGCCCUCUGCGACCCAGCUGUAACUAGCCGUCUGUCUGACACUAAGGCAGCUGGUGAGGUCAAAGCUUUAGAUGACUUCUAUAAAAUGCUGCAACAUGAGCCUGACCGGGCUUUUUAUGGUCUAAAACAAGUGGAGAAGGCCAAUGAAGCUAUGGCCAUCGAUACCUUGCUGAUCAGUGAUGAGCUUUUUCGGCACCAGGAUGUGGCUACACGUGCUCGAUACGUUAAGUUGGUAGAUAGCGUACGGGAAAAUAUGGGUACAGUACGCAUUUUCUCCAGCCUUCAUGUGUCUGGAGAGCAGCUUGGCCAGCUGACAGGGGUGGCAGCCAUCCUGCGCUUUCCUGUUGCUGAGCUAUCUGACCAGGAAGAUGAAUCUAGCUCUGAAGAGGAUUGAUAACAGUGACUUCAUUUCCAAGUCAUGUUGAAAUGACAUUAAAGACCCUCCCUUCCUAAAUAUGGUGUGCAGAUGUGUAAUGACAUGUAAUUUAAGUUUUUGAUGGUAUUUUGUACAGUACAUAGCUCUGCUCAGCACACUAGUGGUAAUGAUUAUUGGUUCUGUGGUAAUGAUUAUUGGUAUAUUGUGCAUUAGAGCUGACUAUUUUUGCAAGCUACACCUUGGACCUCCAGCAGUACAAGAAGCUGAUUUGACUCCCCAAAGUUGCUCGUUCUGUAUGUUGAGGCAAAUUGACAGUUUAGUAUUUUAGAAUGUGUAUGAAAAGAUAAUAAACUAAGAGGAAGAAAGUAUGUUAGACCAUCUAUUUCUGUUCAGGUGCUUGGAAAGAGUAUUGCAGAACAAAUAAAAACUUCAUGCAAGACCUAGCAAAACUGCUUGAUCUUCUUGGGAAUUCACUGUUAUUCCUAAGAUGUGGCAAAGGAAUAGGAUCAACAAAAUCUGUAGGGGGUUUUGUGGUAUUAUGAGUCUAACUACUUAAAUAUUUCUGUGAAACUUGAAAAUCUUUCACAAACCAGACCCUUUAAAUUAACCACUUCCUUCCUAAUAUCAUAGUACAUGCAAGACAAACUGUGAGGCUCAGUGCACUGAUUUUGAUUAUCCUUCUGAAUGCUGUUACCUUUGGAGAUUGUCUUGGAUGCUAACAAGGUAUGGUGUAUCUUGUAAUUGACUAUAUUCUCAUAAAUUUGCAUUUUAGCACCUAGUUCUGACAAGGUGUAUGAAAAAGCUUACAAAAUCAGGGCCCUAGUUUACAUGAGGAAACUUCUGAUAGCAAAUAGUUCAUAAUCUGAUAUUUUUCUAUUUGUGUACCUCUUUAAAAACAUAUGUAAGCUUUGAUACAGAGGUAAAGAUUUGUACAUUUAACUUCAGCUUAAGGUAAUGAGAACUUGAAAAAUCAAAAUUACUUUCCCAGUUCUUUGAUCUGCUCAAACUACUGAGCCACUGUGAGUUUUGUUUCUUUACUGGACCAUGAAUUUUAGACUGAGGAAGCAUAAUCUACUUUCAGAUUCUGAAAUAUCUUCAUCGUAAACCAGUGUUUUUUGGUGUAGGUUGUGUGUGUAGCUAGGCAUUCCUUUUUUUUAAAUAUGAUGGGAGAGGGGGAACAGGAGAGACUUGCCAAAAUUAAAUUUCAUUUAAGCAAACCAUGGAGUACUUGAAGAAUAUGGAAAUGGACAUAACAAUGGAAGAUGAAAAACACUAAGACUUUUAUUCAGAGUGGAAUAAUUUUAGGAAAAGCUUUUCUAAUGGUACUCCCAUAUGCUGAUGGGUGCCAGCCCUGUGAAUUUGGUAUUAUCUA
Molecule: messenger RNA, 2809 nt
Organism: Melopsittacus undulatus (budgerigar)
Lineage: Eukaryota; Metazoa; Chordata; Aves; Psittaciformes; Psittaculidae
Gene: PELO
Product: pelota mRNA surveillance and ribosome rescue factor
Exons: 2
Coding region: 298-1455 (385 amino acids)
Biological process (GO): RNA surveillance; nuclear-transcribed mRNA catabolic process, non-stop decay; nonfunctional rRNA decay
Cellular component (GO): cytoplasm
Source: RefSeq, a predicted model, not a curated record